GCUCCGCGCCAUGGCCGCGGCAGGAGCGUCCCCGCCGGAGGCGGCGGAGGCAGCCGCGUCCUCGGCCGCCGCGGACGCUAUUGUUCCCCGGUGUUAGACGCUCUUUCGCUGCUCUUCAUCCUUAGCGAACAAUAGCGGGGGGAGCGUGGCCGUCCGUCCUCCUCGGGGAGGGAGGAGGUGCCGAGUGCGAAGGAAAAGCCCCGGCGAGCGUGCUGCGGCUCCGGACCCUGGAGCGGCUGCGGGAGGCAUGGGGCUGCCAGGCGGGCGCUCGGCGUCCGGGAGCCGCCGGGGCGUCCUGCAGCCUCCGCUGCCGCCUCCACCGCUGCUGCUGCUGCUGCUGCUCCUGCUGUGCCCCGGGCCCGGCCGGGCUGCGGCGCGGGGCGAAGCGGAGGCGCCCAGCCCCUAUCUGUGGAAGACCGGUCCCUGGGGCCGGUGCAUGGGAGACGACUGUGGCCCUGGAGGCGUGCAGACCAGGGCUGUGUGGUGCGCGCAUGCCGAGGGCUGGACCACCCUGCACACCAACUGCAAGCAGGUGGGGAGGCCCAGUAACCAGCAGAACUGUUUCAAAGUGUGCGACUGGCACAAGGAGCUGUAUGACUGGAGACUUGGGCCCUGGAAUCAGUGUCAGCCGGUGAUUUCAAAAAGCCUGGAGAGGCCUCUGGAGUGCACCAAGGGGGAAGAAGGCAUUCAGGUGAGGGAGAUCUCCUGCAUCCAGAAAGACAAAGACCUUCCUGCGGAGGACUCCAUCUGCGAGUACUUUGAGCCCAAACCCCUCCUGGAGCAAGCUUGCCUCAUUCCUUGCCAGCAGGACUGCAUCGUGUCGGAGUUUUCCCCGUGGUCUGAGUGCUCCAAGACCUGCGGCAGCGGGCUCCAGCACCGCACGCGACACGUGGUGGCACCUCCCCGGUUCGGAGGCUCCGGCUGCCCCAACCUGACCGAGUUCCAGGUGUGCCAGUCCGGGCCAUGCGAGGCCGAGGAGAGCCUGUACAGCCUGCAGGUGGCGCCCUGGAGCACGUGCUCCCUUCCGCACCUGAGGUCUGCACGACAAGCCAGGAGGCGGGGCAAGAACAAAGACAAGGACCGAGGCAAAGGAGUCAAGGACCCAGAGGCCCGGGAGCUUAUCAAGAAAAAGAGAAAUCGAAACAGGCAGAGCAGACAGGAGAACAAGUACUGGGACAUCCAGAUUGGAUAUCAGACCAGGGAGGUUAUGUGUGUUAAUAAGACUGGAAAAGUUGCCGAUUUGAGCUUUUGCCAGCAGGAGAAGCUGCCAAUGACUUUCCAGUCCUGUGUGAUCACCAAAGAGUGUCAGGUAUCAGAGUGGUCCGAAUGGAGCCCGUGCUCAAACACGUGCCACGGUGCGGCGCCCCCUACUGGCACGCGGGUAAGGACACGGACCAUCAGGCAGCUUCCCGUGAGCAGCGAAACCGAGUGCCCCGAACUUGAAGAAAAAGAAGCCUGUGUGCCCCAAAGAGAUGGAGUCGCCCUCUGUGCAGCGUAUGGCUGGAGAACUACAGAGUGGACAGAAUGCCGCGUAGACCCUUUGCUCAGUCAGCAAGACAAGAGACGAGGAAACCAGACUGCUCUCUGUGGGGGCGGCAUCCAGACCCGCGAAGUGUACUGUGUGCAGACAAAUGAUAAUAUCCUCUCCCACUUAAAUACACACAAGGACAAAGAAGCCUCAAAACCAGUGGACCCCAAAUUAUGCACUGGUCCUGUACCUAAUACUACACAGUUGUGCCAAAUUGCCUGUCCGAUUGAAUGUGAGGUUUCACCUUGGUCAGCAUGGGGACCUUGUACUUACGAAAAUUGCAAUGACCAGCAGGGCAAAAAAGGCUUCAAACUGAGGAAGCGUCGAAUUACCAAUGAGCCCACUGGGGGCUCUGGAGGGACAGGAAACUGCCCUCACUUACUGGAAGCCAUUCCCUGUGAAGAGCCGUCCUGCUAUGACUGGAAGGCAGUGAGGCUUGGGGACUGCGAACCUGAUAAUGGAAAGGAGUGUGGUCCAGGCACACAGGUCCAAGAGGCUGUGUGCAUCAACAGUGAUGGAAAGGAAGUGGAAAGACAGCUAUGCAGAGAUGCCAUCCUGCCCAUCCCUGUGGCCUGUGAUGUCCCGUGCCCGAAGGACUGUGUGCUCAGUGCAUGGUCCAGCUGGUCCUCCUGCUCUCAUACCUGCUCGGGAAAAACUACAGAAGGGAAGCAGAUACGAGCACGGUCCAUUCUGGCCUACGCCGGUGAAGAAGGUGGAAUUCGCUGUCCAAACAUCAGUGCUUUGCAAGAGACACGCAGCUGCAGUGAGCAUCCCUGUACUGUGUACCACUGGCAAACUGGUCCCUGGGGCCAGUGCAUAGAGGACACUUCAGUGUCAUCUUUCAACACAACUACGGCUUGGAAUGGGGAGGCCUCGUGCUCCGUUGGCAUGCAGACAAGAAAAGUCAUCUGCGUGCGAGUCAAUGUGGGCCAAGUGGGACCCAAAAAGUGUCCUGAAAGCCUUCGGCCUGAAACUGUGAGGCCUUGUUUGCUUCCUUGCAGAAAAGACUGCAUUGUGACCCCCUACAGUGACUGGACACCAUGCCCCUCUUCAUGCAAAGAAGGGCGCUCCAGAGUCAUGAAGCAGUCUCGACAUCGAGUCAUCCUUCAGGUGCCAGCCAAUGGAGGCCGAGACUGCACGGAUCCCCUCUAUGAAGAGAAGGCUUGCGAGUCCCCUCAAGUUUGUCAAAGCUACAGGUGGAAGACUCAUAAGUGGCGAAGGUGCCAGUUGGUUCCUUGGAGCGUACAGCAGGACAUCCCCGGAGCACAGGAAGGCUGUGGGCCUGGGAGACAGGCAAGAGCCAUUACUUGUCGAAAGCAAGAUGGAGGACAGGCUGCUAUCCAUGAAUGCCUCCAGUACGCAGGCCCUGUGCCAGCCCUCACUCAGGCUUGCCAGGUCCCCUGCCAAGACGACUGUCAAUUUACCAGCUGGUCCAAGUUUUCUUCAUGCAACGGAGACUGUGGCGCAGUUAGGACCAGAAAGCGCACUAUUGUUGGAAAAAGUAAAAAGAAGGAAAAGUGUAAAAAUUCACAUUUGUACCCCCUCAUUGAGACCCAGUAUUGUCCUUGUGACAAAUACAAUGCCCAGCCCGUGGGCAACUGGUCAGACUGUAUUUUACCAGAGGGGAAGGUGGAAGUUUUACUGGGAAUGAAAGUACAAGGAGACAUUAAGGAAUGUGGCCAAGGAUAUCGUUACCAAGCAAUGGCAUGCUAUGAUCAAAACGGCAGGCUCGUGGAAACGUCCAGAUGUAACAGCCAUGGUUACAUUGAAGAGGCCUGCAUCAUCCCCUGCCCCUCGGACUGCAAGCUCAGCGAGUGGUCCAACUGGUCCCGCUGCAGCAAGUCCUGCGGCAGCGGUGUGAAGGUGCGAUCUAAAUGGCUGCGUGAAAAACCCUAUAAUGGAGGAAGGCCCUGCCCCAAACUGGACCAUGUUAAUCAGGUGUAUGAAGUCGUUCCAUGCCAUAGUGACUGCAACCAAUACGUAUGGGUCACAGAGCCAUGGAGUGUUUGCAAGGUGACCUUCGUGAAUAUGCGGGAUAACUGUGGAGAAGGCGUGCAGACCCGAAAAGUGAGAUGCAUGCAGAAUACAGCAGAUGGCCCUUCUGAACUUGUGGAAGAUUACCUCUGUGACCCAGAGGAGAUGCCUCUGGGCUCUCGAGAGUGCAAAUUACCUUGCCCUGAGGACUGUGUAAUAUCUGAAUGGGGCCCGUGGACCCGGUGUGCUUUGCCUUGCAAUCAAAGCAGUUUCCGGCAAAGGUCUGCCAAUCCCAUCAGACAACCUGCUGAUGAAGGAAGAGCCUGCCCUGACGCUAUCGAAAAGGAACCCUGUAACCUGAACAAAAACUGCUACCACUAUGAUUAUAAUGUGACAGACUGGAGUACGUGUCAGCUGAGUGAGAAGGCAGUUUGCGGAAAUGGCAUUAAAACGAGGAUGUUGGACUGUGUCCGAAGUGAUGGCAAAUCAGUGGACCUCAAAUAUUGUGAAGAGCUUGGCCGUGAGAAGCACUGGCAGAUGAACAUGUCCUGCGUGGUGGAAUGCCCUGUGAAUUGCCAGCUGUCUGACUGGUCUCCUUGGUCAGAAUGUUCUCAAACAUGUGGCCUUACAGGAAAAAUGAUCCGAAGACGAACAGUGACCCAGCCCUUUCAAGGGGAUGGAAGACCAUGUCCUUCCCUGAUGGAACAGUCCAAGCCCUGCCCAGUGAAGCCCUGUUAUCGAUGGCAGUAUGGCCAGUGGUCUGCAUGCCAAGUGCAGGAUGCCCAGUGUGGAGGAGGAACCAGAACAAGGAACAUUUCCUGUGUAGUCAGCGAUGGCUCAACUGAUGAUUUCAGCAAAGUGGUGGAUGAGGAAUUCUGCGCUGACAUUGAACCCAUUGUAGAUGGUAAUAAAAAAAUGAUUCUGGAGGAAACCUGCACCCAACCUUGCCCAGGUGACUGUUACUUGGAGAACUGGUCUUCGUGGAGCCUGUGUCAGCUGACCUGUGUGAAUGGUGAGGAUCUUGGCUUUGGCGGAAUACAGGUCCGAUCUAGAGCAGUGAUUAUACAAGAACUAGAGAAUCAACAUCUGUGCCCAGAGCAGAUGUUAGAAACAAGGUCGUGUGAUGAUGGACAGUGCUAUGAGUAUAAGUGGAUGGCGAGUGCUUGGAAGGGCUCCUCCCGGACAGUCUGGUGUCAAAGGUCAGACGGUACAAACGUAACAGGGGGCUGCCUGGUGCUGAGCCAGCCUGAUGCUGAUAGGUCUUGUAACCCUCCAUGUACUCAACCUCAUUCGUUCUGUAGCGAGACAAGGACUUGCCACUGCGAAGAAGGAUACACUGAAGUCAUGUCUUCCAACAGCACACUUGAGCAGUGCACACUUAUCCCCGUGGUGGUGAUACCCACAGUGGAAGACAAGAGGGGAGACGUGAAAACCAGCCGUGCGGUUCAUCCAACCCAGCCCUCCAUUAAUCCAGCAGGCCGGGCUAGAAGCUGGUUUCUGCAGCCAUUUGGGCCAGAUGGGAGACUAAAGACCUGGGUUUAUGGUGUCGCAGCUGGGGCAUUUGUGUUACUCAUCUUUAUUGUCUCCAUGAUUUAUCUAGCAUGCAAAAAGCCAAAGAAACCCCAAAGAAGGCAAAACAACCGACUGAAACCUUUAACUUUAGCUUAUGAUGGAGACGCAGACAUGUAACACAUACCUUUUCCUGACAACAACAAAUUUUGGCUUUCUGACUCUAUAGUAGAAAACCAGAGGCCACAAUGACAGUGUCCAAACUAUGGAUUAUAAUUCAUUUUAACUGUUUAGAAGAGCAUCAUAAAGAAAAGAGUGGAAAUUCCAUUGCCACUGGAAACCUUCAAGAGAGUACCACUUACACAUAGACCAUCCACCCUAAGAAUUCUGGGAGAUUUAGUUGAAUACAUGCUGCAUUUUGAGAAUUUUGUGUCAUCUUUCUUGAAAUCUACCAAUUGAGAAACCACUUUUAUCUCUAAAAACUAGUGGUGAAAUUGGCCAGAUUGGGGAUGCCUGAUGCAAGACUAUUUGCAGUGUUUAAAUCCACAGAACUGUCUAGCAUGAAGAGUUUAUACCAUGACCUCUACAGUACUAUAGUCCAACAUAACACAUGUAUACUCAACUGAAUGAUAUUUAUUAUAAUGUCUUAUUAUGUACUUGAUAACAAGCAACUUUAACAGUGAAGAGGUCAGCUCCAAGCUGAGCAGAAACCCCAUGGAAUAAAGUCAGCAUCUUUAUGGCUUAUGGUAGCAUUUAUGACUUGCAUUUCAGAGACGAAAGUCCUUUCUAAGACUUCAUUCCUGUCUCUCCACAAUGUACAAAUGCUGGACCUGUACUAGUAUCUUAGAAAAAGUCCAAAUUUCCAUAUUUUGUAGUGGUUAUUGUCUGGAAAACUGAUUUGCUUGUGUUGCUAUAAUAUAUUUCUACUUUCCCUCAUUUUCAAACUGGUUGCCUGCAUCUUUUUUGCUAUAUAGAAGGCACAAUUUUGCACUAUAUUAGUGCAACAUGAUGGACACUUACCCAGUAUUGCCAUAGAAACUGCCUCUUUUCAUAUGGUAUGAAGACAUCUGUGCCAAGAGUGUCCUGGAGACAUUUGAAAAUUUCUUGUACCCUGGAGAGAGUUAAGUCCAGUUUGGAUGGCACCAGCGUGGAAUCGGCUAUUACACCUGCUGUAAGCACUCUUCCUCCUCACUAAAGCCAGUGCAAACUAGCAACAUGGUUCUAACUCAAGGGUUGAGGUCCCCAGACCAUGAACCCUCAGAAAGUGGAUCCUUCUAGUUGGUUUGUAAUUGUUCUUUGAAGGCUGUUUAUGACAAGAUUUUUAUAUUUAUCUUUGUUAAAAAAAAAAAAAAGAAAAGAAAAGAAAAAAAGGUACUGGUUGUCUUUUUAAUGCCAAGCAGAUGGAAAAAUAAUGUAUCAAUGAUUUUUGUAACUAAAAGAAGUCAAAAUGAUGUGUUCAUCCUUCUUUCUUCCUGAUUUGCUUUCUGAGUUUCAGAUUCAAAGUGUCCUACAGUCACUAUUUCUAAGUCCCAUAGUCUUUUGUCUUUCUCACUAGUUAAAUGUGAAGUAGUCUUUUAAAGAUGUGAUUUCAAAAACUAAAAUUUGAGAAAGGUAAGAAUAAGUAUCUUGUCUGGGGCUUAAGUAUCUACACCAACGGUGGCAAAUAUUUUCUCUUAAGAAUUAAAUAGUAAAGAUUUCCAGCUUGGUCUACAUAACAAUUUCUUGACUCUUUCAUGCAUAGAUGAUACCUAGUAAGAAAAAGAAUGAACAUGACUGCUUUUCAGUUAAAUUUGCCUUACAAAAACCAGCAGGCAGGCCUCAUUUUCUACGCUGGAUUUCUGACCCCUUGCUAUAGAUCUUCCUUGUGUCAUCUUUGGUUUUCAUUCACUUACCAUCUGUCUGUCCUCAGAGCUCAAUUUCAAAGAAGAAAAUUCAAUCACUAAAUUUACCAUUGCAUUGAAAGUUGCUAUAUUUUCCACAGAAGUCACCCAGAGACUAUUAGAAUAAAGCAGUAGAAACAGUAACUGAUUUAGCAGACUUCUUUCUUAUGAAAAGAGGGUUUGAAAGGUCAUUAAAAAGCAAUGUUAUUUUAGGGCAACAAUACAACAGUGUUUGGGAGAGCAAGAAGGUGAGGUUUUAAGGUCUUUUAAAAGUAGCAACAAAUUUUAUUAUCUUAAACUUGACUGUGUUUUUGUGAAAAUUUUUGGAUUAUGUUUUUACCUUCACACAGUACACAGUGAAUUUUGAACUCCUCCAGCUGUGGAUUAGGAUAUUUGCAUCAGGAUGUCAUUGUCCCUAAAAAUAAAAAUAUUUCUACCUAUUUCAAUAAGAAAUAAAUAUUCAUCCUUAAUCCAUGUUCAAUAUAUUAUAUAAUGAAAAUCAUUUCAAAGAUAACAAAUAGAAAGAUAAGAAUUUCAUUAUAAGAUGAGGAAUUAAUCAAGGAAAAACAAAUUCCAUUUCACCUCUUUUAUUGAAAAGGAAGAAAAAUAUUAUUAUUAUUCUAAAACUUAAUUAUCAAUAUGUGUACUCAGGGGCCUUCCAUAUAAUUCUCAAGUUGAUCUCAUUGAAUAAAAUAAACUUCAUUUGUUCAAAAUGGCUAAAAAUCUAUUGCAAUUACUUGAAAAAUUAUCUUAUGAAUUGUGUAUAACACCUAGCUAUUUGUAAUGUACUCUAGAAUAAAACAUUAUUCCAAUUAAAUCUGCGCUUAAAAUAUUGAAAAUCCCAUUGAUUCAGAAGACAAAUCACUAUUAUCUGACUUACAUUGUACAAAUUAAAUGAACUUAGAAAUGGAAACUAUAAAGUAUUAUUAAAAUAUCAUCUUGUAGCACUCUAUACAUAUGGAGAGGUUAGAGUCAAUGCAUCUUAACACUGCAAACCUAUUGGAGGCUCAUUUUUAGAAUAAAUCCAUACUUGAUGUCUUCUUGUUAUAAACAUGGGAAGAAGGCAGUGCAGCUAUUUGCCUAGUUUGGAUGAAUGGGAGGUUACUAUGCUCUUGUUUAUAAGAAAGACCUUAUUUUUGUUCCUAGCAAGAGUCCAUCAUAGUUUAAAUACUUUACUAGAAUUUCAACAAAACCUGACUUUUCCUGCUCAUUCCACAAACUCAGGACAGGAACAUAGUAGUAACUUGUCUAUUCACAUUUUGCCUUACCAAAAUUAUCUGUGAGCUCAAAAAGAUUUAGAAAUAUUGGUCUAUAAGUAUGAAGGUCUGCUUAGUUAAAAAGAAAAGAAAAGAAAAAUAUUGGCACAGUGUUGCAUGAUUUUGCUGGACUGUUUCAUUUGGAACCACAUACAAGUGACAUAACUGAUCUCUCUUCAAAGGGAGUGAUUUGCUUAUUUAUCAAUACCUAAUCGAAUACAUUAACCAUAAUUCUUUUUCAGUAUCUUUUUGAGGACCCUACAGUGUAAAAAGAAAGGAGUACAUAAAAGCAUGUCUUCGCUAAUAAUUAAGCACAAAUUACUUACAACAAAUCUUCAUGCAAUUAUCAUAUGUAAGACACUCUACUAGGUACUAUAAAAAUUAGUAAUGGCUUUUGUAUAAAUAGAUGCUUAAGACAUUCAAAAUAAGAAAAAAGCUUAAAGAGUGAUAAUAGGACUUAAAUGCAUUGCCUUUUACUCUAGAUUUGUUUGUAAGUGUGGUUAGUAUUUUUCCACAUGAAUGUCCUGAGCCAGGCUAUGAGAAUUUUGGUAUUUUUCCUAUUCCUCCCCUUAGAGAGCUGGGAGGAGCCAUUGCAAUGUAAUCAAAACUCUGUUAAAUUCAUGGGUAUUUCAAGAGAAAGUCACUCCUUCUUGUGGGGAGCAAGUAGUACCUCCCACAUAUUUAUUUACCUCCUUCAAAUAAUUGUAUUCAUGUUCCUCUAAUGCUGAUUUUCUCUGCCUGGGUUCUCUCCACCCUACUGUCUUUAGCAAUGGCUACUCUUGUCUAUGUCCCUCAGAAUCACCUGCCACUAAACUCAAAUUUGAAUUUAAAAACAUAGAGAAUAUUUACAUUGCCUUCCUAUAGGAAUUAAAGUGUCAGAGUAUGAACAUCUUGAUUUGAGCAGAAUGGACUGGUCAAAGAAAUUAUUAGAGGGGAAAGGAAACAUGUGGAAGGCACUUCAAAACAAAUGAACAAAUUUUUUCUAUAAAAACAUCAUUGCCUACACUUACUACUCAGUCUCUUUUUAUUCUUUCUACAACCAUCUCAGAUCCUUUUUCCCACUUUGCAAGAUGGUGAAGAAGGCCUGUACCUUUCAAUAGUGUACAGAAAGGAAAGCCUCUGCCUUGCUAGAUUUGAGAUCUCAACAGAAUCCUGUGUUCAAGUGAUCUGAGAUGUCCCUAUUUGUAAAAGUAUUGCCAAAUCCAAAUGUCCUAUUUUCUCUCUAAGGUUGAGGGUGUAGGAACGACAAUUUCUUUACAGAUUUGUAAGGAAUCUUGCAGAGCAUGAUCUUCGUGGGUCCAUUUGAGAAGUGAGAACCACACCUGCCUGUUUUGUUAACAGCAGCGCCAGCUGAGCCCACGCACAGAGGGCCUUGCUUGCAGUCAGGACUGCAGCAUUGGGAACUCCAAUGUGGGCCUCGUGCACGGUUUUUCUUUUAAGAAAGGGCUGUUGUGAUGUGGAAUGAUAAAUUUAUACCUAGAAGGUACCUGAAAAAUGAUUAUGCCUACAUUAGUCAAUGAAUUAAACAAAUGCCGAAUGAACAGGGUUCAUUUUGGGAGAGUUUUGUUUUGUUUAUUGUCUUUGUGCUUCUAUCAAGCCAGACCAUGAGCCAAGCAGUAUAUGAAGAGUUUUAGUUCGUGACAGUCAUGUUUCCAGUGAUCAAAAAUCUUUAUUCUAUAGAAUAUUACUGUUUUAUUAUUGUCAGUUUUGUUUUUUGUGUUAUGGAGUGUUUUGGUUUUUUUUUUUUUUUUUGUAAGUAAUAAUUUCUAGAAUGCUUACUUUAAGCGUCAAUAAGCUUUUUCUAGUUGUUCUUCAGGGAUCUAUUUGUGUUCAUUUUUAGAAAGUAAUUAUUUAGAUUCCCUUUCUGGUACUUUUUCCUGAUUGUUUUUAUCAGAGAUUUGAAGAGAUCAGUAUCUGUCACUGUAAAAUAUAAAUUUAUCAAAUUUCCAGCCUCUCAUACUAUGAAUCAUAAUCUCUUAAAUGUGUAUUUUUUGUUAAUUUAACUACCUGAGUAUUUAUUUCAUUUAAAUAAGGAGGCAGCUGUCUAUGAAUUUUUUGUUAAUAUUAAUUUGUAAAUUGUAUAAUGUAAUUUAUUUUGAAUUAUGUACAUUUCUUUUUAAUGCACAAAAUGUCUAUUACAAUUAAGUACAGAUUUGCAAAUAAUUUCAGUAAGCUUUUCACUUAUGUGGCAUGUGAAGAUGUAAUAUGCUUUUUUACAUUUUCAUAUGGAUUAUUUGUAAAUAACUAUAUUGCUGACAAACAUAAACAUGGAAGUCAUUUUCAUUCUAA
Cavia porcellus (domestic guinea pig) is the source of this 10436-nucleotide messenger RNA. RefSeq names its product thrombospondin type 1 domain containing 7A (gene Thsd7a). Gene Ontology annotation, biological process: cell adhesion. The coding region runs from base 248 to 5191 and encodes 1647 amino acids. The record is from RefSeq and is a predicted model, not a curated record. The transcript has 27 exons. Gene Ontology annotation, cellular component: extracellular matrix. NCBI's taxonomy places the organism in Eukaryota, Metazoa, Chordata, Mammalia, Rodentia, Caviidae.